Molecule: messenger RNA, 5111 nt
Organism: Triticum aestivum (bread wheat)
Lineage: Eukaryota; Viridiplantae; Streptophyta; Magnoliopsida; Poales; Poaceae
Product: SCAR-like protein 1
Exons: 9
Coding region: 873-4787 (1304 amino acids)
Biological process (GO): positive regulation of Arp2/3 complex-mediated actin nucleation; actin cytoskeleton organization
Cellular component (GO): cytoskeleton
Molecular function (GO): protein kinase A regulatory subunit binding; Arp2/3 complex binding
Source: RefSeq, a predicted model, not a curated record
UGGUUGGGCACCGUUUUGUCCUGUCAAAAUCGGGACGAAAUCUUGUAGCCUACUGCGCUUGUGAGUGGUGUUUUCGUCGUGUAACGCCAUCAUGUGACACGUAAAAAAGGCACCAACUAGCUGGUUUUGCCCUGUGACCGUUGUCUGGUUGGAUGCGGAUGUCCUUCCUGAUUCUUAUGGGAUUAAACAUGCGCUUAUAAGUGAAAAUCUGAAUAAUCACACGGAGUAGGAGCUGUGCAAGUAAAUUGCAAAUGCGAAGGUGCUCAUGGGAAGCUUGGCGUUGCACUCGGCCGUUAAAGCUCUUUGCAGACGGCGUGGAAAGUCAUUCCGAAGCCACCUUCGAAUUCAGUUACGUACGGGCACGGCAGUGAAGGGGAUCACACUUAACAAGUUCCGCUACAGGAAUGGAGUACCAAGCAACAUCGACUCAUUGUGCAUUAACAAGUUCACAUGAUGCACUACGCCGGAGUAUGUGCGGGCCCCUCGUUGCCGCGGAGAGCAAACCAAGAGAGAGAAACACCGCAAUUAGCUCGGAGAAGAGUAACCCCUUUAAUCUCGCUCCCUCCCCUGAGACUUCCUCUUCUCUCUCUCUCUCUCUCUCUCUCUCUCUCUCUGCUUAUGCGCUGAGCGCCCUGGAAGUACGAGAAAGAGACACAGGAAAGGCCACCGCCGCGAACAACACCGGCCACGCCGAACCUUUUGGGCCUUCAUUUAGCGAAGCCAAUCCUAAAGUGUAGGAGAAUCCUCCUAGACCUCUGCGCUCCUGCCUCUGCCCGAGCCACCGGGAUCGGCAAUCAACACAGAAAAGCUGCCAUUGCUGCUGCUGCAGGAGCAGGAGCAGCAGGAGGCGGGAGGGGCAAUCAAGAAGGACAAUGCCCCUGUCAAGGCACACGGUGGCCAACGAGUACUCCCUCGGCGGCCGCGACCUCUACAAGCGGGCCGACCAGCACGACCCCGAGGCCGUCCUCGACGGCGUCGCCACCGCCGGCCUCGUCGGCCUCCUCCGCCAGCUCGGCGACCUCGCAGAAUUUGCGGCAGAGGUCUUCCACGGGCUGUAUGAUGAGGUCAUGACCGCGUCGGCGCGGGGGCAUGGGCUCGUGCUCCGGGUGCAGCAGCUGGAGGCAGAGUUGCCUCUCCUGGAGAAAGACGUCUGUCAGAGAGAUUACCUGUACAUAGCUUCUAACAGGGGAGUUGAUUGGCAUGCGAACCUGAGGGUGGACCAUGGGGUUGUGACGACGGGCGACACGCCUCGCUUCAUCAUGGAUUCCAUCAAGCAGUGCCAUGGGCCUCCAAGAUUGUUCAUGCUUGACAAGUAUGAUAUCGGUGGCGAGGGAACGUGCAUGAAGAGAUACUCAGACCCCGCCUUCUUCAAGACAGACUCCGCAUGUUCCAGAAUGCUGCAGGAAGGAAUUAGAACAGAAAGAAGACCAAUUAGAACCAUGGAGAUCAGGCCGAACCUGCAGAAUGAUGAGAUUUUCAGACCUUCUGAUGGAGCCAACAAUGACUCGAGGUUCAAGACUGAUUUAUCCGGUGAAGCGUUGGAUGAGGUCCCGACAAGGCGCCAACGACUGAAGCACCGACAACUAAACGGGACUGUGUUCCGAAGCUUCAGACCGCAGAUGCAGGACCUUUAUGGAAAGGCUUCACCAGAGGAGAAAACCUUCUCCAUGGAUCGAUCAGAGGUGCAGAUAUCUUUCACCGACUCACCCGACACGAACGCUGAAGAGAGAGAUAUCAUGGUGGACACUUCCAGCAGCACUGAGAAGGGCAAGGGAGGCUACUACGCCACAGCACGCAAGAGGAGGUCGACUUCCCAAGAAACACCGUCAAGCUGUUCAGCAGGAAGCAGCAAGGGAUACAGCUCUGAAGUUGAUAUUUACGUGGACACACUCACCACAAUGGGGUCUGAAGUGGAGACAGACUCAGAGCACAGGGACCAUGGUGGACAAGGUGCCUUUGCAUCGGCACCGUCGGGCAAGAUGUGCUCUGAUCCUCAGGGUGCCCCCGUCUCCAGGUCUAGUACCUUCAGUAAAAAGGAGGACUCUUGCUCUUCAGAUGUUGGCUCAGCAAACAGAGACGAGGCUGUUCACUCCGAAGGAGAUGUUGCUGUCUGUGUAACGGAGGCCAAGCUUGUUGGUGGUGAACAUGAGAGGACUAGUUCGUUGGAGGAAUUGUUUUCGCAAGAAAAGCCGGUUUCUUGCGAGCAUGAGAGGACUGUUUCCUUGGAGGAACUGCUCAUUGGGGACAUACUUCUUUCAGAGCCUGACACAAGGGAAUUAGCUACCGAGUCCAGUGGCAAUGCUAUCGUCAGUAAUGCUACAUCCGAUGGUACAGCUGAUGCUACUAAAAGGGCCAAGGGGAAUAAUGUUUCGGCCAUUUCCUUCAAGAAAACAGCGAGCAAGAGGUGUGUUGAAAGCAUGGAGCUGUUUGCCUCAAAAGUCGGCAUUCUGCCCAGGAAACUCUCCAAGAAGCAUGAUCCGUUCUCUGAUUCUCUCCGUAACAUGGCAAAGGAGCUGCUUGAGCUCAAGUGUGAUGGCACUCAAGAUACUGACUUGUAUGAGUUUGAAGCGAAUGGCGAUGGAUUCGAUGUCAAGUGUCGGAAAAUGGCUCACCCUCCUAUUGAAAUCAUGGAGGAGAGUUUCAGGAAGAGCAUUUCUUUUGAUUCACCUCAAGAUGUUGGUUCAAGGGAAUGCCAGCUGGAAGUAGUGGACCAAGAGUCAGACAAUGAUGUCCCAACUGCUGACAGUCCACAAGAUUCAGUGCCUGAUGAAAAUGGUUUUCAGCACACCGAUGUCUACCUGACAGACAUCACAUCACCGAGUCCCAAAGAAGAAGAAGAGGAAGAGGAAGAAGAGGAAGAGGAGGAGGAGGAAGAAGAGGAAGGAUGGGCGGUUGCGGCACCUGAUGAGCAUUCAUCUGUUGGCAUGCUCAAUCAUGCAUCAGAGCUUAUUCAAGAGCACACUGAGGAUAUAGAUACCGAAGGUGCUUCUGAAAAUGCAUCUGAUAUGGGUGAAGAUUUGAAAGAAGUGUGCAUUUGUGAAGAGCGUGCGGAUGCGGAAGAUGCUGAUGGAUGCAGUGAAUUUGAUGAAAAUGCAUUGGACGAAGAAAUCACAAAGCACACAGGAGAACAUGUGGCUCCAGAUGAUAUGAUCUCGCCGAUUUCAUCCAAGCAAUCUGAUGAUCCUUGCCAAGUAACUCCAUUCACUCUCACAGAUGCAGAUUUUGCAGCAGCAAGGGAAGGCCAGGACAACUACAUCCCUGAAAUGGAGCAUGUCACCUCGCUGGAAACAGUCGUGGAAACGGGACUACCUAAAGUUGUGACUGAACCAGUAGUCAGCAGUGAGGCUGCCGUGCCAGAUGAUGAACAGUGCUGUCUACACCCAGAAACUAGUUUACAACAGGAUACUGUUCUUGGUAGCUGUGAACUUCUAGACCAAAAUGAGCAACUGCAACUGAACAGCUCAUCCAUGAUGUCUGCCACUCCAGAUCCAACUGUAAAGACAGGGGAAAUACAUGAAUUGCAUGAAGAACCGCCUAAUCCAUGCAACAGCAUCAGCACUGACAUUUUUGCAGAUCAAUUGGCUCCCGACUCUGCAGAUUUGCCGCUGCCCAGCAUUUCAAGUUUUGAUUGGAUGCUUAGUGGUUUAAUGAAGGAGUCAUUGAACGUGCUUCCUGCUCCAUCAAGUAAUAUAAAUCUACAAGAGAUUAGUUCUUCUGAAGAUACUGAAGAAGCACCACCACUUCCACCUCUUCCGCCGGUGCAGUGGCGAGCGACCAAGCUUCAGACAGGAUCCACAUCUUUAUUUGCAAAAUUGGGGAGACCACCAAGGCCAAAACCUCCAGUGAAACAGCUAGAAAAUGAAAAUAACUCUGCACCUGGCGAAACAAAUCAGGAAUCUGAAAAUGUUCAGGAAAUAAGCUGGAACAAUGGUUUUAGUUCGCAGAAGGAAAUGGCACAUGCAACAACACUUUGUAGUGAGACUCGGACAGAUCUGUUACCUGAGAGUGAUUAUCAAGAAAAUAAUGUCCAAGAAGGAUACAAAGAGUGUGAUGUGCAGUCUUCUAAUCUAUUUUGCUCAUCAGAAGUCAAGUGCAACACAGACGUUACUUCAGUACGCGACGACAUGCACACUUUGAAGCCGCCUGAGCUUAUAGUAAUUCCAGAGGAGGCUUGGUCUGAGCUCAUAGAUAUGAAACCGAUACUGAAGCAGGAGGAAGAGAGAAAACAACAGCUCAUAAAUGGAGUUUCUGAUUGCAGUAGCAUUCAUACUAGUGGUUUGCCAAUUGAAAAGACCACUGACCAAAAGGAGGAAUUGUCAGCAGCAGAUAGCAACACAACUAAAGAUUCAGAAGAAAACAAACCAAAUGGGCUUCCUUGCCAAGAUGAUAUUCAGAAUCCUGACUUCUCAGUGCAACAGGAAGAUAAAUCUAAUGACAUGGUUAGGGAGUUCUCUUCAGCAUUAGAAGAGGAACUAGCAAAGUUGCCUCCUCAUUCAGUGCCAGAACCACCUAGAUAUCCUCUGCUUCAAGUUAUUUCUCAUGAUAGAAGCAUGCUAAGAAAGGCUCCAACUUUGGUUCAGCCAUCAAGUAAGCUUUCAGAUGAGAAGAACACAGUGCUGGAUCAGAUAAAGAACAAGACUUUCAACUUGAAACCGGUUGUUGCAAAGAGACCGAAUGUGAUGGGUGGUCCAAGAACAAACUUGCAAGUGGCAGCCAUUCUUGAGAGGGCCAACGCGAUUCGCCAGGCGGUUGCUGAUGACGAUGACGAGGAUAGCUGGAGUGAGUAGCUUUCCUCAGAGCAAUUUGGCGGCUGAUGUUUCACAUGUUAUGCGCAGGUCUUGUGCUCGUGUUCUUGCAUGAAGAAAAUGGUAGAAUAUAUCAGUAGAGUCGAAUGCACCUUUUUCUUCAUCUCGAGAACACCAUGCCAAGACAGUUUGAUCUGUGCUAGCGUAUUUUGACGUUUUCGGGGCAUGCCAUAUGUUUCUUAUCUUUUUAUGUGCCUCCUGAAGUUUGAUUUUUGAUAAGGACUGUAUGUGUACGCCCAUAGACUACUGUGAUUGUUGUAACUUGAGUGUAUAUAGAAGAAGAAAAAGUGCACAUUCUGAAGCCAA